CCAAGAAAUACAAAUUGAGAAAGGAAAAAAAAACAAAUUUGUCUAAGACGUAAAAAUGGAAGAGUAUGAAGGGUUAGGAACAUCAUUUGUGAAUCAUUACUACCAUUUAUUUGAUAAUGAACGUUCUUCUCUAAUUUCUCUAUAUCAACCAACUUCUUUGCUCACCUUUGAAGCCCAAAAAUUUCAAGGGGUCGAGGAAAUUUCUGCUAAGAUCAAUAGUCUACCGUUCGAUCAAUGUCGACAUUCGAUCAGCACCAUUGAUUCACAACCUUCGUCUAAUGGGGGUAUUAUUGUCUUUGUAAGUGGUAGCUUGCAGUUGGCUGGUGAAGAACAUCACCUAAGGUUUAGCCAGAUGUUUCAUUUGAUUCCAACAGCCCAAGGCAGCUACUUUGUGCAAAAUGAUAUAUUCCGUCUAAAUUACUGUUGAUUGGCUCGUGGCUCUCGAUCGGAAUAAACCUUAUCACCUUAAUUGUAAUUGCCAACAAUAUGUUAUUUACUUGCUAGUUGAUUUCGUCUGGAAGUUCAAUGAUCACACUUGUUCAAAUCAUGUUUUGUUGUCUCACUGUAUAUAUUCAAAAUAUCAACUUUUAUAAUGUAACGUUUGUUAAUGAAUAAUUGAAAAUAUUAAUAGUUAAAAGUGUGAGUUGGUAGA
Spinacia oleracea (spinach) is the source of this 652-nucleotide messenger RNA. Its product is annotated as nuclear transport factor 2B. Gene Ontology annotation, biological process: nucleocytoplasmic transport. Bases 56 to 427 code for a protein of 123 amino acids. Lineage: Eukaryota; Viridiplantae; Streptophyta; Magnoliopsida; Caryophyllales; Amaranthaceae. The transcript has 2 exons. The record is from RefSeq and is a predicted model, not a curated record.